Messenger RNA from Miscanthus lutarioriparius, 3666 nucleotides. The record is from the annotation of a GenBank genome assembly. NCBI's taxonomy places the organism in Eukaryota, Viridiplantae, Streptophyta, Magnoliopsida, Poales, Poaceae.
AUGAACGCGACCGAUAGCAGAGCUGGUGAUCAGAAUGGCAGAGACGGGGAGGAGAAGAAGGAUGCGGCCCCGGCAAAGGUGUCCCUGCUCGGCAUGUUUAGGUACGCGGACCGCCUGGACAUUCUGCUCAUGGCGGUGGGCACGGUGGCGGCCGUGGCCAACGGCGUGGCGGAGCCCCUUGUGUCCCUCCUAUUCGGCAAAGUCAUCGACUCCUUCGGUGACAGCACCGUGCAGAACAUCCUCCGAAGCGUCAGCAAGGUUGUUCUGGAUUUCGUAUAUUUGGGCAUCGGAGCAGCUGUUGUCUCAUUCCUUCAGGUGUCAUGUUGGACGAUGGCAGGAGAAAGGCAGUCAGCCCGAAUCCGUUCUUUAUACUUAAAUGCAGUCCUGAGACAAGACAUUGCAUUCUUCGAUACAGAGUUGACAACAGGCCAAGCGGUCUCUAGAAUGUCAAGCGAUACCCUAGUGAUCCAGGAUGCUCUCGGAGAGAAGGCAGGAAAGAUUCUACAACUCUCUUCUUCCUUUUUUGGUGGUUUUGUAAUAGCAUUCACAAGAGGCUGGCUCCUCACCCUUGUCAUGCUAACAUCGCUACCACUAAUUGCUAUCGCUGGUGCAGUUUCUGCUCAGUUUCUAACCAAGGUUUCCAGCAAGAAACUGACAUCUUAUGGAGAUGCUGGGGACACAGUUGAACAGACCAUAGGGGCUAUUCAAACGGUAGUUUCCUUCAAUGGAGAGAAAAAAGCCAUCGCAAUGUACAGAAAAUUUAUAAAGAAGGCAUACAGGACUGAUAUUUUGGAAGGCCUUAUCAAUGGUUUUGGCAUGGGAUCUGUAUUUUGCAUCAUGUUCUCCAGCUAUGGCCUAGCUUUCUGGUAUGGUGGAAAGCUAAUCGUAGACAAAGGCUAUACUGGUGGGAAGAUUAUCACAGUUUUACUUGCUGUGUUAACCGGUGCAGCGUCUUUAGGUAGUGCAACACCCUCUGUUUCUUCAAUUGCUCAGGGUCAAUCUGCAGCGUACAGAUUGUUUGAAACGAUUGAGAGGAAGCCAGAGAUAGAUUCAGGUGAUACCAGUGGUAUCGUUUUAGAAGAUAUGAAGGGUGAUGUUGAACUAAAAGAUGUUCACUUUCGCUACCCUGCAAGACCUGAUCAACUGAUAUUACAUGGAUUAUCAUUGCAAGUAGCCAGUGGGACCACAAUGGCCAUAGUUGGAGAGAGUGGAAGUGGCAAGUCAACUGUCAUCAGCCUAGUUGAACGAUUCUACGAUCCACAGGCUGGAGAAGUUUUGAUAGACGACAUUAACAUCAAGAAUCUAAGGCUUAGUUGGAUAAGACAGAAGAUCGGUCUGGUCAGCCAAGAACCACUGCUCUUCAUGACCUCCAUUAAAGAUAACAUAAUGUAUGGUAAAGAAGACGCAACACUUGAAGAGAUCAAGAGAGCAGCUGAGCUUGCAAAUGCAGCAAAUUUCGUAGAUAAGUUACCAAAUGGCUAUGAUACAUUGAUUGGGCAACGUGGUGCACAGCUUUCUGGAGGACAAAAGCAAAGAAUUGCAAUUGCAAGAGCCAUCCUUAAAGAUCCAAAAAUACUUUUGCUCGAUGAAGCAACAAGUGCGUUGGACGUGGAAUCUGAGAGGAUAGUUCAGGAGGCACUGAAUAGGAUAAUGGUGGAAAGGACCACACUCGUUGUCGCUCAUCGUCUGAGCACCGUAAGGAAUGUUGACUGCAUAACUGUUGUUCACCAAGGGAAAAUAGUUGAACAAGGUCCUCAUGAUGCACUGGUGAAGGAUCCUAAUGGGGCUUACUCCCAGCUUAUAAGCAACAGAUAUUCCUUCAAGAACCCCAUAGGAUUGUCAGUUGAGUUGCAUGAAGAUCAGAUCACAGGUGAACAGAAAACAGAAGAGCUCUCUGAUGUUGUGGUGCUUAAGAAAGCACCAAUUGGGCGUCUUUUUAAGCUUAAUGUGCCAGAAGUGCCAAUUCUUCUGUUAGGCUCUAUAGCAGCAACAGUGCAUGGAGUUAUUUCCCCAUUAUUCAGUAUAUUAAUGUCUGGUGUUAUAAAAUCGUUCUAUGAACCACCAGAUAAGCUCAGAAAGGAUACUAGCUUUUGGGCAUUGAUAUCUGUCGUUCUGGGAGUUGCAAGUUUGAUUUCAAUUCCAGCAGAAUAUUUUUUGUUCGCGGUUGCUGGAGGAAAGCUUAUAGAGCGUAUUCGUACUUUGUCAUUUCAAAGCAUUGUGCACCAAGAAGUUGCUUGGUUUGAUAAUGCCUCAAAUUCCAGUGGGGCACUUGGUACAAGGCUCUCAGUUGAUGCAUUAAAUGUCCGGCGCUUAGCAGGAGAUAACUUGGCCCUUAUAGUGCAGUCUAUAGCUUCAUUAACAACUGGAUUUGUCAUAGCUUUUGCGGCAGACUGGAGGCUUGCACUGAUCAUCACAUGUGUAAUUCCUUUGGUGGGUGCACAGGGUUAUGCUCAAGUGAAGUUUUUGAAGGGGUUUAAUGAAGAUGCUAAGGAGAUGUAUGAAGAUGCAAGUCAAGUUGCAACAGAUGCUGUCAGUAGUAUCAGAACUGUAGCAUCUUUCUGUGCCGAGAAAAGAGUAGUCACAACAUACAAUGAGAAAUGUGAAGCUCUUAGGAAACAGGGAAUUCGAAGUGGAAUUGUUGGAGGACUUGGCUAUGGCUUCUCGUUCUUAAUUUUGUAUUUCACGUGUGGCCUUUGUUUCUAUGUUGGUGCACAGUUUGUACGUCAAGGAAAAACUACAUUCCCAGAUGUUUUUAGGGUUUUCUUUGCCUUGUUUUUGGCAGCUGCUGGGGUUUCACAGGAGAGUGCACUGGCCUCAGAUGCAACCAAGGCAAGGGAUUCAGCUAUUUCCAUUUUCAGUAUUCUGGAUAGGAAGUCAAAAAUUGACUCAAGCAGUGACGAUGGGAUGACACUGGAGAAUGUCACUGGCAACAUCAAUUUCAACAAUGUCAGUUUCAAAUACCCUUCACGCCCUGAUGUCCAGAUAUUCAGUGACUUUACCUUGCAGAUUUCUUCCGGAAAGACAGUGGCACUUGUUGGAGAGAGUGGUAGUGGCAAGUCCACAAUAAUUGUUUUACUGGAGCGUUUCUAUGACCCUGAUUCUGGUAGAAUCUCACUAGAUGGCGUUGAAAUUAAGAGUUUAAAAGUAAGCUGGCUAAGGGAUCAAAUGGGGCUAGUAGGCCAGGAGCCACUGCUUUUCAAUGACACAAUUCGUGCCAACAUAACAUAUGGGAAACAUGGUGAUGUAACAGAGGAAGAGGUCAUGGCUGUAGCCAAGGCAGCCAAUGCCCAUGAGUUCAUAUCAAGCCUGCCUGAAGGAUAUGACACAGUGGUAGGCGAGAAAGGAAUUCAGCUGUCUGGUGGGCAGAAACAACGGGUAGCUAUUGCAAGGGCCAUAAUCAAGGAUCCUAAGAUACUACUCCUUGAUGAGGCAACCAGUGCCCUUGAUGCUGAAUCAGAGCGCAUUGUUCAAGACGCAUUGGACCGAGUCAUGGUCAGCCGUACCACCAUUGUGGUGGCACACCGCCUCUCCACGAUCAAAGGGGCUGACAUGAUUGCUGUCCUCAAGGAAGGCAAGAUUGUAGAGAAAGGAAGACAUGAAGCCCUGAUGCGCAUCAAUGGUGGAGCCUAUGCUUCCCUAGUAGAGCUCCGCUCGAAAUCUGAAUAG